CUACUAGAGAUCUUCGUUUAUUAUAAUGAAAGCAAUUUAUUUGCAGCAUACGUUUUGUACGAAAGAUAUUUCUGGAGAGACCGAACGUCACUAACCAUAAAGCGCUGUGAGUUUUAUCCCUUAAACAGUUUAAAUUCGUUUAUAGACCUAAAUACAAAAUGACAGACUACUGAUGAGUUGAGUUCGGAUGACAGAUUUGCGUGAGAGGGAGUGUCUGAGCGCGCGCUCCUCUCUAACACACACAGCACUCAAUACGAGCCUCACGCGCAUCCAGUAGCCUACAUUCAGCCGCGCAACGAUCAACACACAUUUACGUGAUUGUCCUUUGUGAAUAUGAUGUUCAUGAGGAAGGUCUGCUGCUUUCUGCUCUGUUGUGUUUUUGAGGCGAGCGUUGCGCGCAGGACUGAAGAAGCGGAGACUUUGGAAAAGACUGAGAGCGCGCGCUGCGUCUCGCGCUGCCUCACACUUCACAUCACGCAGAUCACAGCUUCAUUCAAACACCUGCAGAAUGACCAUGUUUUGGGUUGGUGUGAGAACCACAGGAGAUGUUCACAGUGCCUACAACCAUGCAAGGAAUUAUGGGAUACAAGACAAGCCCUGUCUCCCAAGACCUGUGAGCAUCACGAGUGUGUGACCAGUGCUGAGUUUCUACGAUCACUGCGGACACAGAAGCAGGGAGACUGUCCUCCGCCCCAGAGGGCAUCAGGUUUCGCUGCAGCCUGCGUGGAAGGCUGUGCGAUUGACCACGAGUGCUCUGGCUUCAAAAAGUGUUGCUCAAACGGAUGUGGCCACACCUGCCAGUCCCCGGCCAACCUUUACAAAGGAGUCCCUUUGAAGCCAAGAAGAGACAUUUCCUUUUCAGAAGACCAGUACGGCCAUCUGAAGGUGACAUGGAUGUCCAAGUUUAACGUCUCUGUUGAGCCGGUUAUUUAUAUUCUUCAGAGGAGGUGGAAUCAUGGGAUUCACCCCAGUGAGGACGAAGCAUCGGCCUGGCAGACUGUUCUCAUGACCAUGGAGGACCGCUCCGUGUUGAAGGACAUCCGGCCCCACAGGUGGUACCAGUUUCGAGUAAGUGCGGUCAACAGUCAGGGCACAAGAGGCUUCACCACUCCCAGCAAGCAUUUCUUUUCUGUACGAGAUCCGUUUCCCCCAGAGACCCCACAGAAUGCCAGAACAAGGAACCAGACGGUUCACCCUGACGGCACGGUGAGUGUUCUGGUCCUGUGGGAGGCCCCCAGGGAGAGCGACUUGGUGGUCCACCAUUACAAGGUGACCUGGAACACUCGAGGAACACCCCCAACUAGCCAGAGCCGGGCUGGACGGGUCACAGAUGGGGAUGUAACAGAGAUGGAGCUUCAUGGUCUACAGCCAAACACACACUACACAGCACAGAUUCAGGCCAUCUCUUACUGGGGUCAGAAUCGACUCAAAAGCAGCCGAGCUCACCUCUCCUUCAUCACCGCUGCUGCCACCACAUCCUCCUAUGGGAAUGACCAUCUUUCUGGGGAGUUCUCUAAUGAGCUUCCAAUAUCCCACUCCUCUCCCAGUAUCCUGAGGCUAGAGGCAGCCGCCCCUCAUUAUCACGACAACCAACUGCAAGUCAAGGUCUUCUGGAAGAGCCGAAUCCAAGAAAGCCAAAAGGAUUCCAGUUCAUAUGUUCUGAGAUGGUAUCCUGAAGUUUGUGCCAAUAACGUAACGAAAGGCGAGAAAACAGCCACGGUUCAGGUGUGUCUCAUCAGUUUACAAUGUCACAUACUUUCUUUGCUAAGAUUGUCUAAAGAGGCCAUUCUUUUUUUAAGAUCAAGUGAAAUGUGGAAAUUUCCCUGUGGUGUAACAGUGUAAACUGUUUUAAUGACCUCUGCUCUGAUUGACUUACCUCUUUAUAUGUGAUCAUCCAGUGGUGGACAAAGUACACAAAUGAAGUACUUGAGUAAAGGCCUGUCCACACCAAGAACAACAACUAUAAAGAUAACAAUAACAAUAAAUAUAUUAGCAUCCUCAUCAGCGCCCAGAAUC
Molecule: messenger RNA, 2016 nt
Organism: Megalobrama amblycephala (Wuchang bream)
Lineage: Eukaryota; Metazoa; Chordata; Actinopteri; Cypriniformes; Xenocyprididae
Product: anosmin-1-like
Exons: 10
Coding region: 334-1842 (502 amino acids)
Biological process (GO): neuron differentiation
Cellular component (GO): cell surface; extracellular region
Molecular function (GO): protein binding; peptidase inhibitor activity
Source: RefSeq, a predicted model, not a curated record